Messenger RNA from Daucus carota subsp. sativus, 1791 nucleotides. RefSeq lists its product as uncharacterized. The record is from RefSeq and is a predicted model, not a curated record. The transcript has a single exon. Lineage: Eukaryota; Viridiplantae; Streptophyta; Magnoliopsida; Apiales; Apiaceae. Bases 1 to 1791 code for a protein of 596 amino acids.
AUGGCUCAACAUUGGUAUAGUCGCCUACCCCUGAAUUCUAUUUCUUGUUUUGCUGACUUGAGCAGGGCUUUCAUAGGGCAGUUUGUUCGAAGCAAAACGCACGCUAAGAGCUCUGCCUCUUUAAUGAAUCUACAUCAAGGUAAGAACAAAUCGCUCCGAGAGUAUAUGAAUCGUUUUACCAAAGAAGCCUUGAAGGUCCCAGACCUAGAUAAAAAGAUAGCCAUGAUUGCACUCCAGCAGGGUACCACUGAUGACAACUUUCGUCGAUCUUUAGCCAAGAGGGCGCCUGAUAAUAUGAAUGACUUGCAAGAGAGAGCUGGGAAGUAUAUUAAGGCGGAGGAAAGCCUAAGAAAAUCCCAGAAUAACCAAGGACCAAACACCAACUUCAAGAAACGUGGGAGCGACGCCGAGUAUAACGCUGAGAACAAAUAUGCCAAGAAGGAUGAUGAUGAGAAGUCGCCUGCUAAAAAGAAGCUAGGACCGAGGUUCACAGAAUAUGCCAGGCUUAAUGCCCCAAGAAGUCAAAUCCUGAUGGAGAUCGAAAAGGAUGAGAGUGUUCGAUGGCUGAAGCCUAUAAGGACCGACCCGGAGAAACAAAACAAAGAUUUGUAUUGUCGAUUCCACAAGGACACAGGACAUAAGACCGAUGAUUGCUGGCAGCUGAAGGAUGAAAUCGGAUUCUUGAUCCGAAGAGGCAGGUUGUCUAAAUUUACCAAGGAUGGAGACAAGAAUCAUCGAGACAAUGACAGUCGUGGAAGAGACAACGAUGAUAAAAGAACCCAGCCUCGAGGGCCUGUGAUUAACGUGAUCUCCGGAGGACCUACGGCUGCAGGCACUUCUAGUAAUUCAAGGAAAGCUUAUGCAAGAGAAGUGAUGAGCAUAGUUGGAGAACCUCCGAAGCGGGCUAAAAUUGAUUAUGCUAUGGCAUUUGAUAACAUUGACCUUGAGAAGGUAAAAUUCCCUCAUGAUGAUCCUUUGGUAAUUACGCCAGUGAUUGGAAACUCGUCUGUAAAAAGAGUCCUCGUUGAUAAUGGAGCCUCGGUGGAUAUCUUGUUCUAUGACGCAUAUGAAAAGAUGGGGUAUUCUGAUACUCAACUGACACCCUCAGAUAUGCCCAUAUAUGGCUUCAACAAUGGAGAAACAAAAAUCGAAGGCAUGAUCCAGCUUCCUGUAACUAUGGGCACCGAGCCUAGACAGGCCACGUGUAUGCUGAAUUUCUUGGUUGUUAAGGCCUCGUCAACCUAUAACGCUAACCUUGGAAGGACUGGGAUACACACUUUCAAAGCAAUUCCAUCCACCUACCACAUGAAGAUUAAAUUCCCAACCAGGAAUGGGAUCGGAGAAGAAUUGGGGGAUCAGAAAAUGGCUCGAAGUUGUUAUGUCGGAGCCCUGAAAUCCGGAGGAACUGGGGGGCAAGUGCUACCCAUAGAGGACCUUGAUGUUCGAGAGGAGGAAGAAAGAAGAGACAAGCCUGCCGAGGACUUGAUUCCAAUUCCAUUAUAUAUUGAGGAACCCGAAAAGGUCACCUAUGUUGGAGCAUUACUCCAGGAAGACUUGAAGCAAGAACUAGUGAAAUUUUUGAGGAACAAUCGUGAUGUUUUUUCUUGGACAGCGGCCGACAUGCCAGGUAUCGAUCCCUUGUUUAUGACCCAUAAGUUGAAUGUGAACCCCGAGAGGAAACCAAUUAAGCAAAAGAAGAGGAACUUCGUCCCCGAAAGGCAGGAAGCCAUUAAACAGGAGGUUGACAAGUUGUUGGAAGCAGGGUUUAUCGAGGAGAUUCAGUUUCCAUAA